Molecule: messenger RNA, 7029 nt
Organism: Pogona vitticeps (central bearded dragon)
Lineage: Eukaryota; Metazoa; Chordata; Lepidosauria; Squamata; Agamidae
Gene: TTC21B
Product: tetratricopeptide repeat domain 21B
Biological process (GO): intraciliary retrograde transport; protein localization to cilium
Cellular component (GO): intraciliary transport particle A
Molecular function (GO): identical protein binding
Source: RefSeq, a predicted model, not a curated record
ACGCGGCCUUGAGAACCCGCCGGCCCUUUUCCCGGAGCGCAGCUCCUCCGGGUUCCUACCCUCCUCCUGGUCAAACGCAAGUCAACGGGGUCCGGCCGGCCCUCUGGGCGUCCGGCAGAGCUUUUCAGGCCAGCCUCCUCAGGCACGCCUUCGACCUCCUUCGGCCCCUCCCGGGCCCUGACGCUUCGGGGGGCGAGGCUGUGGCCUCCGUUGCACUGGCAACGCCGGGCCGCGGGCUGGCCUGGGCUGGGCUGGGCUUGGGGCGGCGGCGACCAUGGCCAUGGAGUCUUCCCUCCUGCAGGCUUUGAUUAAUUACUACUGCCAGGAAGGAUACUAUCGACAUGUUCAAACCGUUGCUAAUGAAGGCCUUAAGACGUUUGGCGGUGACCCGGUAUUCGUUUUCUACCGUAUUUAUGGGAUAUUGAUGGAAGGACACAUUGAAGAAGCUCUUCUUGAUCUCGAAUCUAUUAAAAACAGGCAAGAAAUAUCCCUUUGCACUCUAAUGGCAUUGAUCUAUGCCCAUAAAAAGAAGCCAAAUCCAGAUCGAGAAGUAAUCUUGGAGCUAGAUGCCAAACUGAAAGAGCACCGUAAGACUGCAGGACAGGAGGCUUUGUAUUUUGCUGGCUUAUUCUUGUGGCACAUUGGCCGCCAUGAGAAAGCCCGUGAAUAUAUUGACAGGAUGAUCAAGAUCUCCAGUGGCAGUAAAGAGGGAGUGAUUUUGAAAGGAUGGCUUGAUGUCACCAGUGGGAAAGAAGCAAGUAUUAAGAAAGCUAUAAAAUAUUUUGAUGAAGGGUUGCAGAGUGGAUAUGAUGUCUUUGGCUUGAUGGGUAAGGCGCAGUAUUUUGAAGUGCGACAGAAUUACUCAGGAGCCUUGGAAACUGUGAACCAAAUCAUAGCCAAUUCCCCACAUUUCCUACCUGCUUUUAUAAAGAAAAUGAAGCUACAGCUGGCUUUGCAAGACUGGGAACAGGCAAUUGAGACGGCACACAGGUUGCUGCAGAAAGAUGCUCUGAACCUGGAAGCCAUAAAAAUUGAGGCUGUUUACCACUUGUGUAGGGAAGGAAAGAUACCUGAGGCUUCAUCAAAGUUGGCAGAUCUGAUUAGCGCAUUGAAUCAGUUGGAACCCCAGAACCCUCAGCUUUUCUGUAAAACAGCACUGGUUUUUAGCAGAACAUGCGGCCGCAACCCACUCAUCCUGCAGCAGACUCAGGCUUUAGUAGAGAAAGCUUUCCAUUUAGCCUCCCAGAGUGCUGACAUUGCCACGGAACUAGGCUACCAGAUGAUUUUGCAAGGGAAAAUAACGGAAGCUAUGAAGUGGUACAAGGCUGCCAUGGCUCUCGAUGAAACAAGUGUUCCUGCGCUGACCGGUAUUAUCCGAAGCCAGCUGAUGGAAGGGAAGUUAGAUGAUGUAGAGCAGCAGUUGGAGUUCCUGAAUGAAAUCCAGCAGUCUAUCGGGAAAUCAGCAGAACUAUCUUACCUGCGUGCAGUGUUGGCUAUGAAGAAACAUAAAAAACAGGAAGACGUUAUUACUUUACUGAAUGAUGUCCUUGAUACUCAUUUUUCAUCUUUGCAAGGUUUACCUCUUGGUGUAGAAUAUUUUGAGAAAUUAAACCCUGACUUUUUAAUAGAAAUUAUUAAGGAGUAUCUGAAUUUUUGCCCUGCACAGCCUGCAGGUCCAGGCCAGCCUGUGUCUCCACUUCUCAAGCCGUGUGCGUCUGUCCUGGAAACUGUGGUAAAAACAGUUCCUGGUCUCCUGCAAGCUGCCUAUUUAGUUGCAAAGGUUAAAUAUUUGGCAGGAAAUGCAGAAGCAUCCCAGGAUAUCCUGCAGCACUGUAUAGAACAGGAUCCUUCAUAUGCAGAUGCUCAUCUCCUUAUGGCUCAAGUUUAUUUGUUGCAAAACAACUUCAAGCUCUGUUCCCAGUCCCUGGAGCUCUGCCUCAGCUACAACUUUGAGGUUAGGGAACAUCCUGUAUACCACUUAAUAAAAGCUAAAGCCCAAAUAAAGAUGGGUGAAAUAGCAGAAGCCGUUAAAACCUUGCAGAUGGCAAUGAAUUUACCAGGAAUGAGAAGUGUUCCUUCUUCAAAAUCAAAAAUGAAAAAGAUAGAAAUUGAUGGAAGUGAUCGUGUGUCUGUCUAUCUAGAACUGGUAGAUGCUCAUCGUUUAAAUGGGGAGCAGCAUGAAGCAAUCAAAGUCCUCCAAGAUGCCAUCAAUGAAUUUUCUGGCACCCCUGAAGAGCUGAGAGUCAUGAUUGCUAAUGCAGAUCUAGCUCUUGCCCAAGGAGAUAUAGAAGGGGCAUUGACCAUGCUGAGAAGUAUCACACCAGAGCAGACCUACUAUGUUCAAGCCAAAGAAAAAAUGGCAGAGAUCUAUCUGAAUUACAGGAAAGACAAGAAGCUAUAUGCAAGCUGUUACAGAGACCUGGUAGAGAAAUUGCCAAGUUCUCACACCUUUCUUCUCCUUGGUAAUGCAUAUAUGAAUAUCCAGGAGCCUGAAGAAGCAAUAGAGGUUUAUGAACAAGCUUUGAAGAGGAAUCCUAGAGAUGGCACUCUGGCUCGUAAAACUGGGAAUGCUUUGGUCAAGACUCACAACUAUUUGAAGGCAAUAAAUUAUUAUGAAGCUGCUCUGAAAACUGGACAACAGAAUUUCCUUUCUUACGAUCUGGCUGAACUGUUACUGAAACUGAACCAGUAUGAAAAAGCUGAGAAAGUCCUCCACAAAGUUUUAGAUCAUGAGUCUGUAAAUGAUCUCUCUUCCCUGAUGGAAGAUGUCCGUUAUCAGGUUCUCCUUGCGAAAGUUUACAGCAAAAUGGGGAGCACAGAAGAUGCUGUUGUUUCAUUGCAACAGGCUCGGGAAUUGCAGACCAGAGUCCUGAAACGGAUUCAGAUAGAGCAGCUGGAUGCUGUGCCCGUGCAGAAGCAACUUGCGGCUGAAAUCUGUGCCGAGAUAGCAAAGCACUCAGCGACCCAGCGGAACUACGAGAAAGCAAUUAAAUUUUACAAAGAAGCUCUUGUUCAUUGUGAGACAGACAACAAGGUGAUGCUGGAACUUGCACAUUUAUACCUUGCACACGAUGAUGUAGAUUCGUGCCAACGCCAAUGUGCUCUCUUGUUAAAGAAUGAUCCAGACAAUGCAGCAGCUACUAUGAUGAUGGCCGACCUUAUGUUCAGGAAACAGGACUAUGAACAAGCAGUAUUUCAUUUCCAGCAGCUCCUGGAUCGAAACCCAGAUAAUUAUGCAACACUGUCACGUUUAAUUGACCUUCUGAGAAGAGCUGGGAAACUAGAUGAAGUUUCAAAAUUCCUAACAAUGGCUGAGAAACAUUCUCCUAGGACAAAACUUGAUGCAGGUUUUCACUAUUGCAAAGGAUUGUAUCUUUGGUACACCGGUGAACCAAACGAUGCACUUCGGCAUUUUAACAAAGCAAGGAAGGACAAUGACUGGGGACAGAAUGCUGUUUAUAAUAUGAUUGAAAUCUGCUUAAAUCCCGAUAAUGAAACAGUGGGAGGUGAAGUGUUUGAACAUUUGGAUGGUGACACAGAUAUUUCCACAGAGAAACAAGAGUCUGUACAACUGGCUGUGAGAACAGCAGAAAAGCUCUUAAAGGAACUGAAGCCUCAGACGGCUCAAGGUCAUGUACAGCUUUGCAUCAUGGAAAAUUAUUGCCUUGUGGCAACCAAGCAGAAAUCAAAUGUUGAGCGAGCACUAAAUGCCUUUACAGAAGUUGUUGUUAAUGAGAAAGAUCACGUUCCGGCCCUUUUAGGGAUGGCUAUUGCAUACAUGAUUUUAAAACAAACCCCACGAGCCAGGAACCAGUUGAAACGCAUUUCGAAAAUGAACUGGAAUCCUAUUGAUGCAGAGGAGUUUGAGAAAAGUUGGCUUCUGCUAGCUGACAUUUACAUUCAGUCUUCCAAAUACGACAUGGCUGGUGAAUUAUUAAAACGGUGCCUCCGUCAUAAUAGGUCCUGUUGCAAAGCUUAUGAAUAUAUGGGGUACAUAAUGGAGAAGGAACAAGCGUACAAGGAUGCAGCUGCAAACUAUGAGAUGGCCUGGAAGUAUGGAAACCAAACAAAUCCAGCAAUAGGUUUCAAGCUGGCAUUUAAUUACCUGAAAGCUAAGAGAUACAUCGACGCAAUCAGUGUUUGUCAUAAGGUUUUAGAAACUCAUCCAAAUUACCCGAAGAUCAGAAAAGACAUACUUGAUAAGGCACGCAUAUCUUUAAGGACUUGAACAUUAUUGUGUAUGUUUAUCUUAAUAAGGGGGGGUAUUACAAAGGGGGGAAUGGGCUGCGAAGACAUCUGUUUAGUUUGGGUGAUGCUGCAUGCCCCACCUGUUUCCACUGGAGGAUUUUUUAAAAAUGAAGAGAGACUACUUAGAUUUAUCUCCCCUCUGGAAGAGGACGUUUCAGUACUUAAGGUUCAGUAAACGCAAACUAUAAUUUGAUGUCUGUUACUCUCCACCGAUGGGUACCAGCUGCCAUCCCAAUAAAUCACUUCAGUGUAAAGGAAGGACAGAGGUAGGCGGAACCCCCUUUGAAGGUCUCUCUCAGGCAGAGAAAUCUUCAGAGAAAGUUUUCCAGCUGCGCUCAUAGUUCCUUCAUACUCAUAGAGGUGAUUUAUUUGGAGUGAGAUGAUGGUUUUUAAACAGUGUAUAAUCAGAAUCCUCAAAGGCAAUAAAAAAAGAAAAAGACAACACAAUUGCAAUGCUUUAUCUGUGUCGUUAAGUUUUUAUGUACUAUUCUGGUUUUGUUAAGAUGUUUUUCUAAAAAGAAAAACCAAGCAAAUUAAAGAACCUAACAAAUUAUUGUUUUCUAAAGCAAUUCACUUUGCUGCUGACUAAGUUAUUUUACUUUUUUAUGGUAUGCAAACAUAAAUAAAGUAUACGUGUUCUGCUGGCUUUCUAAAGAUGGCCAAAAUCCUGUUGCCAUGCAUGUAGCAUAAAUUGAUCCAUGCUGCAGUUUCCAGGGAGUUACACCUAGCAGAACAUCAUUGCAGUGCACAACUUAAUUGUGCAAAGUAUUGUACAACAGUGCCUGUGAAACUGCUUGCAGAGUGUGGUUUCUGCCAUUACAUAGAUGUUGCAGCCAUGUGAGCAACAAUACCAGCCUAGCUAUGAAACAGGACUUGGCCAAUGCAUGUACAUAGAUGGCACUGGUAUCUUUCUUCUCCUUCAAAGAUGCUCAGAGUUAUAUUGUAGCCUCAUAAGUAGUCUGCAAAAUGGAUUUGGUUGCGAGACAAUGCCCUUCUUCAGUUUUGGAUGGGGACUUCAGUUUCCUACACCCAAGCCUCGCACUUCAGUCGUUUCAACAAACAGUGAUCAAAUAUCACAUUGCCGGCACCCCCCCACACACACACACACAGAGUUUCAUACAUAGGAAUAUAUUUCUGUUGGAAUGUCUAAUUUAAAAAUGUCAGCUGCCUCUCACCAUUUACCCGUUUGUAUCAUUCAUUCAUAAAGCGAUUAUGUCAAAGAGCUUGUCUUAUUAAGCCAGCAUUGGUGGUGUAGCCUCUGGAAAUUCUCAGGCACUUAUUUUUCAGAGAGGUCUUAGUCUUAGCGACCUCUUGAACAUCUGUGGUCUCUUAUUCAAAAGCAAAACUGCAGAAACAACAAGGCAUGUGGGAUACACAUGCCUUGUUGUUUUUGCAGUUUUGCUUUUGAAACCUGGGCCCACAGCCACUCGGUCCUCACCGUGCUCCAACAGCUGUUGUGGACGUCCUAUUUUAGAAGGGAAACCACUGCAGUGCAUGUAUGUCAUUUCCUCCAGUGUUUCUCUUUUAAUCUGGAUUGGUGGGAGGUCUGGAUGGGGUAGUCUCUUAAAGUUUAGGAACAGAGAAAAUCAACAUAAAGAGCUUUUUAUAGAUAUUGUGUGUUUCAAACUUUCUGUAAUGAAGUGGGUGGGCAGCUGUUGAGCAUACAGAUGUUUUGGAUAACACCAACAAUCCCUGACCUGGGUGUACUGGGCAAGAAUGAUGGGUGCUAUAGGGCAAGACACUUGGUGGGCCACAGAUUCCCCACCCAUGCUGUAAAGAGACAGGUGCAAGAAGGCCAUAUUGUUUUCCUGCUGUCCCACUGAAUCAGUCAUCUCAGUUAGGAAGACUAGCACUAUUGGACCACAGUUCCUAGAAACCUCCCAGCCAGUAUGUAUGUGCUGGGGGAGGGGGGAAAUUAUGGGAACAGUAGUUCAAAAAAGCACUUUUCUGAACUCUGUCAGAUGUACACACUCACACCUUCCCCCAUGUAUUGUUUCAACCUUCAGGCCUACCAAGUGGUUGUGGCAGAGCUGGAAGUUUGUCUUGUCUUUCAGUUAUCAAAAGCUUAAGUGGAUCUCAAACCAGUCCUUGGAUGCUGUGAAUUUUUCAAAGCCACCUUUGUAGUCUUGUGAUGGAGUUAAAAGCUGCAGAUGUAGGGCUGACCAAGAGUAAUCUGAUGCUCUUAUUCCUUUGAUGAUGAUGGUGUUCAUGUCCUGUACCGGACUAACAAUUCUUAAGAAUCUCUAACGGGAUGGCAUUAAAACUUAAAUUUUCCUUCCUGUACCUUGCUAACAUUCUUGCAUAUUUACUUUAGUAAAAAAUACAUGUACUCCCCUGUAGAAACAAAGCCCAGGGGAAGAUAUUUAUACUUCUCCAUGCUAGCUGUAGAGGGGACAAGGGCUUAUAAAUUCUGACUAUUAACCCCUCAUAUUUGCCCACCUCCAGAUCUGUACCACUUCAUCACUAGCUUAGAACAAUGGGGCCUGUAUCCAAUGGUGUCACUGCAAUGACACAAGAUCACUUGUGCAGCCAGUUAUGCAUUUACAGAAUUAGCACACAGGCCAUAACUGGUGCCAUUGUUGUUCUGCAAUGUAAACCACAGCCUUCCAGUGACACUUCACUGUUGCUUACACAUUCCAUUGCAAUUACACUACUGGGGAAAUUACUGUUGAACUUUUAAAGUUGUUUUUUUCUUUCAUUUUUAUGUUUUUUUAAUCAUACAGUGCAUUCGGUUGUUUUAUAGAUUAUUGUAAUCUGUAUAUAAGCUGCUUUGAAUAGUUA